Messenger RNA from Megachile rotundata (alfalfa leafcutting bee), 4038 nucleotides. RefSeq lists its product as uncharacterized. Lineage: Eukaryota; Metazoa; Arthropoda; Insecta; Hymenoptera; Megachilidae. The record is from RefSeq and is a predicted model, not a curated record. Gene Ontology annotation, molecular function: nucleic acid binding. Gene Ontology annotation, biological process: DNA integration.
AUGGCGACCGCGUCAACUCAUGAAUCUGGCGCCGAUCAACUGCCGACGAUAAAGUUGAUGAAGAACAGACGCCGCACAUUCAAGGCGCAAAUUACAAUGUUAAGCAAGGCUCUUGAAACGUAUCAAGACUCGACGAAAGAACGCCUCAAACUCCGCGAACGGGUCGAACGAUUACGCAAACAAUUUGACACGUUCAACGAAAUUCAAGACGAGUUAGGAUUAAUCGAAAACUUCGAACAAACGGAAGCGGAGCGCGAAGCGGUCACCGAACAAUUCGACGAAGCGAUCGCCACGGCUCUCACGUUGUUGCAAGAAGCUGAACGGGUUACGACGCAACAACCAUCAACGGAAAUUAGAGUCGCGAACGAAUCACCUUCUCCGUCAACGUCAUCAACCGCGAUCGGAGUACACCUUCCCAAAAUCGAUCUACCAAAAUUCGAUGGUCGAUUAGAAAAAUGGAUUGCAUUCAAGGAUGCAUUUCAGACGAUGAUCCACGCGCAUACGGGUUUGAGCGACAUACAGAAGCUCCAUUAUCUAAGGUUGUCGUUAUCGGGCAAGGCUGAAUCCGCCAUCGAGUCCUUCACGAUCAGCGAGGACAACUACAGGGCGACUUGGGAUCAGCUGAUCGAAACCUACGAUAAUACGCGCGCGCUCGUUCUCCGACAUUCCGCGUUACUGCGCGACACGCCCGCAAUGAUCGACGACACGGCCGAGUCGAUCCGCGAUCUAGUCAAUCACAUGCAGUCUCAGAUUCGCUCCCUGCACGCAUUGGGAAGAUCUUGGGAGGACAUCGCGAACGAUCUGUUGACUAGCAUCGCGAUAUCAAAAAUGGGUCCCAACACGAAACGAGAAUGGGAACAAACGUUGUCAGACACGUCGAUGCCGAAGAUUUCGGACGUUUUCCGGCAUCUCCGCAACGCGUCCCAUCGAUGCAGGAGCGAAGAGUCGCCGCAGACCGAGUCAAACGCUCCAAUUUCGAACGAGUAUCACGCUCCAUCAGCGAGCACGGCACCGUCGCGCCCGGCACUCGCGAAAACAUCACCGACGUUCGCGAGAAAAUCGACGCGUCCAAACAAACCCCCAUCGCCGCGAUCAGGCAGACGACAAACCUUCGUUGCAACCUCCGCAACAAGCUGCAAGAUUUGCAACUCCGGACCGCAUCAAGUCUUCCAGUGUCAGCGUUUUUUAGAUAUGACAGUCAAGGACAGGAUCCAGGCUGCACGCAAGGCCAAUCUCUGCUUUAAUUGCCUCCAAACAGAUCAUGCUACCAGAGAUUGUAACGGAGGAAAAUGUCGCGUCUGCAACGGGCGCCACAACACGAAGCUCCAUCAGGAUGCUACGACACCGGGCAACGCGAAAAAGCUCCAUCAGGAUGCUGCGACACCGGACAACGCGAAUAAAUCGCGAACCGGACCUUCAACAUCACGACAACAGGGCACUCAUCUCGGACCGGACACACCAACGAACGGAUUAUUGGCCACGGCAAUCGUCGAGGUAUUAGAUCGCGAUCGACAACCCGUUCAUUGCCGAACACUGGUCGAUACCUGUUCGAACGCCAACUUCAUCACGGAAGAUCUCGCGGACAAGCUACGUUUGCCAUCGACGCGGGCAUCCGUAGCGAUUCAAGGCUUAAAUCAGGCAAACACCGUGGCGAACAAAUUGGUGACAACAACAAUCAAAUCACGGUGUUCGAAUUAUCAACGACAGCUGACCUUCUUCACGAUCCCGCAGAUAUCAGAUCGAACGCCUGAUAUGCCGAUGGACCGAUCGAAAAUUCGAAUACCGCCCAACAUUCGAUUGGCAGAUCCGCAUUUUCAUCAACCGGGGAAAGUCGAUAUGCUGAUAGGGACCGGUCCAGCGCUAUCAUGCCUCAGCAUCGGCCAACUCGAUCUUUCCGACCAAAGCGGCCGAGAUUUGAUCCUCCAGAAGACUCAGCUGGGUUGGAUCAUCGGAGGGAACGUUCCAGUUUCGACCACGCGCGCGGCACACAAGACAUUCAUCGCCAAUCUGGAAGUCAGCCUCCAACGGUUCUGGGAGGUGGAAGAAGGACCGUGCGAUCAACACUUCUCCAUCGAAGAACGCGAGUGCGAGAAACAUUUCGUAGAAAACGUGCGACGUGAUGAUUCCGGACGCUAUACGGUUGCGUUACCAUUCAACGAGAAGAAGAACAAUCUAGGGGAAUCCCGGUCGCGUGCCCUAAAUCGUCUUCUUUCUCUCGAGCGAAAAUUGGAACGCAAUCCGGAAUUAAAAGAACAAUAUACUGCGGUAUUAAACGAAUACCUUGCGUUGGGACACAUGUCACAGGUAGAAGGUUUCGACGCGCGUGGCUUCUACCUGCCGCAUCAUGCUGUCAUAAAACCUUCAAGCGCCACGACGAAGGUUCGAGUUGUGUUCGACGGUUCGGCAAAGACGAGCACAGGUGUAUCAUUAAACGACGCAUUAAUGAUAGGUCCAACCAUUCAGGACGACCUGUUCUCUCUUCUCCUACGAUUUCGCACGUACGCUUUCGUAAUUACCGGGGACAUUGAGAAAAUGUAUCGGCAAUUUCUCGUUCGGCCAGAGGAUCGCGCGUACCAGCGAAUUUUAUGGAGAAAUAAGGACGGCCACGUAAAAACGUACGAGUUGAACGUGGUCACGUUUGGCCUUUCGUCGGCUCCAUUUUUAGCAAUCCGUUGCAUACAUCAACUCGCAGACGACGAACGGGACGCGUAUCCAGAAGCGGCAACCGUCUUAAAGAGAGAUCUGUACGUAGACGAUCUUCUCACGGGCGCCGAUACGGCUCAACAAGCGAAACGCAUGCAGACGCAGAUCAGCAACUUGCUCAAGACAGGAGGACUCAACAUCCGCCAAUGGGCCUCCAACGAACCCAACAUUCUCGAGGGACUGAGCGAGGAGCAGAUCCACCCAAAAAUCUUAGGAGACGCCGCCGUUAUGAAAACCUUGGGAGUGUCCUGGGAUGCGCGAAACGACACAAUUCGUUACACAGUCGAAAUCCCAACCAACGGCAAAAUCAGCAAGCGCAGUAUUUUGUCUACGAUCGCUAAAAUAUUCGACCCAUUAGGACUUCUUGGGCCCGUCACGAUCAUCGCCAAGAUCCUAAUGCAACGCCUUCGGCAAUUGAAGAUCAGUUGGGACGAAUCACUUCCUGCCAACCUUCACACCGAGUGGAUCACCUACGCGGCACAGUUGCAGGAACUGAACAACAUGGAGUGCAACCGUCACCACAUCGAGCUCCACGGAUUUUGCGAUUCUAGCGAACGAGCAUACGGAGCCUGCAUUUACGUCCGCACGAUAAGUGAGGAUGGUCACAUCGAAACCCACUUACUGUGCGCAAAAUCUCGCGUCGCGCCGUUAAAAACCAUAACUCUCGCGCGGUUAGAGUUAUGCGGAGCCGCUCUUUUGGCAUCGUUAUACGCCUCCGUCCGAAAGGCGAUCACGCGCGAUAUCAAAGAAACUUUUUUAUGGACCGAUUCGACCAUAGUAUUAAACUGGAUCAAGAAACAGCCUAAUACUUUAAAAACUUUCGUGGCCAACCGUGUGGCCGACAUUCAGCGCAAAACAGACACGGAAUCGUGGCGACAUAUCAAAUCAGAACACAAUCCAGCUGAUUUGAUAUCACGGGGUGUUAUGCCUGCGCAAUUCCACAACAAUGGAUUCUGGUUCCACGGUCCAGACUGGCUUGCCGACCAUCGAGCAAGGUGGCCAGAAUCAAAGGUCAGCUUGACGGAUGAGGUACCCGAAUUAAAAAGGGUUACGUGUCUCGUGAGCUCAACCAUUUGGAGCGAAGAGAUCCUCGCCCGAUAUUCGUGCCUCAAGAGGCUUACGCCGGAGCGACGAGAUCCUCACCCGAUAUUCGUGCCUCAAGAGGCUUACGCGGGUCGUCGCGUAUUGUCUCCGCUUCCGUCAACGCGUCGCGGGACCAUUGACCACCGAGGAGCUGCAAGAAGCCAGACAACGUAUCAUCAAGCUGGUGCAACUCACCUCAUUCGAACAGGACAUUCGGGACCUCGAAGGCGGAAAAUUACGUCCGAAGAGUAA